Pyricularia grisea is the source of this 623-nucleotide messenger RNA. RefSeq lists its product as uncharacterized. Lineage: Eukaryota; Fungi; Ascomycota; Sordariomycetes; Magnaporthales; Pyriculariaceae. The transcript has 2 exons. The record is from RefSeq and is a predicted model, not a curated record. Bases 96 to 506 code for a protein of 136 amino acids.
CAAAAAUAGCAAGUCAACUGAACUACCUAUCAAAGCUGACUAGAUCAGUGCUAUUACGACUUUAACGCAACACACUCUUAAAUCCCAUAUUCGUCAUGUCUAGUCCCAGUUUCUUCACUUACUCGGGCUUUGGCCAAAAACUCAGUGAUGAUGCGCACUAUUCGCAGUCAGUUCGCCUCGGUGACGAGAUCAAGACAUCCGGACAGGGCGGUUGGGACACCCAGACGGGCAAGAUCAGUGAAAAGUACGAGGAGGAGCUUGACCAGGCCUUUACAAACCUGGACGUGGCCCUCAAGGACGCCGGCGGCAAGGGUCUCGAGCAGGUCUACAAGGUCAACAUGUACCUGACAAUUGAAAUGACAGAGGAGGUGUUUGGGCAGACCGCAGCCGUCAUAAAGAACCGUUUCCCCAACCACAGGCCCCUCUUGACGGUUGUUGGGGUCACGAACUUGGCGUUCCCCGAGAUGCAUGUCGAGAUUGAGGUCUCGGCCUACGAUCCUAAAUAAGAAGAUGAAGCUGGAUUAUCACUUGCGGAGUGUUUGGGGUAUUUAGAGGAUAUAUUUAAGUCAUCAUAAAUCUUGCCCUGCCCGUUUCCGGUACAGGAAUGGGUAUUUGUGCGCGUC